Chaetomium globosum CBS 148.51 is the source of this 900-nucleotide messenger RNA. RefSeq lists its product as uncharacterized. Gene Ontology annotation, molecular function: chromatin binding; protein binding. NCBI's taxonomy places the organism in Eukaryota, Fungi, Ascomycota, Sordariomycetes, Sordariales, Chaetomiaceae. Gene Ontology annotation, cellular component: Set1C/COMPASS complex. Bases 1 to 900 code for a protein of 299 amino acids. The record is from RefSeq and is a predicted model, not a curated record. The transcript has 3 exons.
AUGAUUCAAUUAGAGAGAGACUGCUGCGGUCAGGCUGCGAAUGGCAAGGCCGCUUAUAUCCGCCGUCUCGCGCUGACUCGCCUGUGUCGCAGCGCUGAUCAAUUUCCCGGCCCUUGCAGCCGCAGAAAAACCGACAAAGACGCGAUUCGUUACCUGGCAACACACGACAACUCGUUUAUCCGCUACUUCGAGGGACACGAGGGCACAGUCACCAACCUCGCGUUGCACCCUGGUGCCGACAACUUCAUUUCCUGCAGCGUUGACAACACGGUGCGGAUAUGGAACAUUGGAACGAAGCAAUGGACGGGGAAGCUCUUUCUCAACACGCCGUACCUCUCGGCUUGGGAUCCGUCGGGCAAUGUUUUUGCCGUGGCGUCACCCGGAAGCGGGAGCAUCCUGCUCUACGACUACCGCAACUACGAAAAGGCGCCGUUUUCCGUGUUUGACGUCCUAAAGGCCCGCGGGCCUGCCGACACAGAGGCCAGCUUCAGAGGCUGGACGAAGCUCGAGUUCUCCAACGACGGGAAGCACAUUCUCUUAGGGUCGCGUGGCAACGGUCAUUUCCUGCUAGACUCCUUCGACGGCAGUCUGAAGGCAUACUUGAAGAAGCCGGGCGCUAGCACGAGGCGACUGGGUGUGGGGGAAAUGGAAGGAGGUAAUAUGGAGAGUAGCGGCGAAUGCUGCUUCGCCCCAGACGGCCGCUACGUGAUUAGCGGCGGAAAGUCAGAUCUCCUCGUAUGGGACACGCUGAUGACGCCUGGAAGCGACAAGGUCCUCGAGCCAGCGCAUGUUCUGGAGGAGAAACGGGAGGCGGCUGUAGUGGCGUACAACCCCCGGUACAACAUGAUUGCCUCGGCGGAUCAAGACCUCAUGUUUUGGUUGCCUGACCCUACUGCGUAA